Cololabis saira (Pacific saury) is the source of this 4103-nucleotide messenger RNA. It is a transcript of the gene letm2, whose product is annotated as leucine zipper-EF-hand containing transmembrane protein 2. Bases 235 to 1773 code for a protein of 512 amino acids. The transcript is spliced from 11 exons. Gene Ontology annotation, cellular component: mitochondrial inner membrane. Lineage: Eukaryota; Metazoa; Chordata; Actinopteri; Beloniformes; Belonidae. Gene Ontology annotation, molecular function: ribosome binding. The record is from RefSeq and is a predicted model, not a curated record. Gene Ontology annotation, biological process: intracellular monoatomic cation homeostasis.
GAGCAGGAGCUGCACACGGUCUGGAGCUGAGGCACGGCGCCGGACGGGCGAUUUAACAGCUAAAAACCCGCCGUCAAUGGGUUUGUCAGCACACCAGACGUUACUUUCGACACUCCCUUUCGCUUCAGCCGAUUGUUUUGGAUGGAUUAUCUCAUUGACGUCUCAACGAGAAGCCUUGCAGCGCCCAGUUAGGAGCGUCGCCGCUGCAGCAGGACACUGUGAUCUGGCUCUGCCAUGGCAGUCUUUAAUCACCAGGUGCUCUUCGCAGUCACAAGAUCAAGGGGAUCAUAUUUGUUGUCCAAGCGGCACAGCUGUUCCUCUUUGAGUCCCAAAGUCUAUCUCUGCAUAGACCCUUCCGGCCACGUCUCACCUCCACUCGCUCUCAGGCACUCCCGCUACAGCUACCCUCACAAUUUCCAAAGCCUCAACCACGGCCACAGCUCUGCCCUGCUCGCCCGCUCUUUGUACACCUCAGGUGUCUGGCUCCAGGAUAUAAAGCAGGAGGACACUAAGGACUCAGCCGGGGAAGCCAAGGAUGGUUCUACAGGCGAUAAAAAGGACUCUGUGGUGGCCGCGUCUCAGUCCCAACCUCCAUCUGCUCCCACUCCAGCGUCCACUGCUGCCACUCCAGCUGCAGUCCCUCCAGUACAAGAGAGGGCGAUUGUGAAAAAGUCUCUGUAUCAGAGGAUUGUGGAUGAGUUAAAGCAUUACUAUAAUGGCUUUCGGCUACUUGGCAUCGAUAUCACGAUUGCCGGUAGGAUGGUGUGGACCCUGUUGCAUGGACAUCUGCUCACGCGCAGGGAGAGGAGAAGGCUGAUGAGGACAUGCGCUGACCUCUUCCGCCUGGUGCCCUUCAUGGUGUUUAUCAUUGUUCCUUUCAUGGAGUUCCUUCUUCCCGUCUUUCUCAAACUGUUUCCAGAAAUGUUGCCCUCCACAUUUGAAACAGAGUCCAAAAAGGAGGAGAAGCAGAAGAAGGGUCUGGCUGCAAAGCUGGAACUGGCCAAGUUUCUGCAGGAAACCAUUGCUGAGAUGGCCCGGAGGAAUAAAGCAAAGGCUCUAACAGAAGACGAGACGCAGCGUUUCUCUACAUAUGUUCAGAAGGUUCGGGGCACAGGCGAGCAGCCGGACACAAAGGACAUAGUCCGCUUUUCCAAGUUGUUUGAGGACGAGUUGACGCUGGAGCACCUGGAGCGCCCCCAGCUGGUUGCUCUGUGCAAACUGUUGGAGCUGCAGCCCAUCGGUACCAACAACUUGCUGCGUUUUCAGCUGAUGAUGAAACUCAGAGCCAUCAAGUCGGACGAUGAGAUGAUUGCAGCAGAGGGCGUGCCAGCCAUGAGUGUGUCAGAGUUGCAAGCAGCGUGUCGUAGUCGUGGUAUGAGAUCUCUGGGUCUCACCACAGACCAGCUACGUCAGCAGAUACAACAGUGGCUGGAUCUGCACCUGAAAGAGAAUGUUCCUCCAUCGCUGCUGCUGCUUUCCAGAGCCAUGUACCUGACGGACCUCAAACCGAAACCCCCCGUCAUCCCGCCUGUUCCUAAACUAGAGAAGGCUGCUGCUACUCCCCCGGUGGAGACCACAGGAGCAAACGCAGCAUCUGUCAGCAGUGACAGGUUGACCGACUCCGCUCGCAUCAUCAAAGACAGACCGGUGGAGGAGUUGAGAGACAAGGCCCCUGUGGUGACAGACAAACCCCUGACUCCCGCUGAAGUCCUACAGGCUAAAGCGGCAACAGAAGUGACCCAGAAAAGCAAGAUGAGUGCCAAUGGCACGUAAAGUGAUGCAGGAGACUGCGUUGAAGGUGGAGUGACUUACACUGCUCGAUGUCAUCUAACACCCUGAGAUACUUACAUUUCAGAAGCCCCCACUAAAAGUCCAUAAUUGGACCAACAUCUCACCCAGGAGGCCUCUUUGUCCUUCUCCCUGUUACUUUCUCAGACAGUCCCAGUUCUGGCUUCGUCUGUCCACCGUUAAGUCGACUGUUAAAUUUUCUGUUGUCCGGUUCUCUCAUGAACUCUUGAUAUUUUGGACUUAAUAUGUGGGACAUUCGAACCACUGUCUGACGGCUUCUCCAGACAGUCUCCUCCACCUCUGUAAAUCUUUGUAGAUAUGUAAAUUUUUCUGUCUUACAUCACAGACGCAGCAUCUUUGUACUGUUUGCUAUGCAAAGGCCGGCAUUUUCUCUCUUAGCAAUUUUUAUUUUGUUUUAUUUGCAAAUGUUUUUAAGAUUUUGCAGAAAGUACCUUGCCAAACCUUUUUGAAUGAGCUGCUUCCCCCCCGCCUUUGUUUAAAAAGCUCGACCGUGCUGCUGGGCCAAAACAGACAGAUUCACAUUCUGAACCUGUCAUGAAAUCAAAUGAAAAGGCGCUAGUCAAAUUGUGAAAAAUUCAUCUUGUCUGGUGGCCACAACGCACGUCUGGCCUUUUCAGCAGGAAUGAUGUAGUGUAUGUACGUUAUUGCUGGUGUAAAUAAUAAAUGAAGAGCGAUUUAUUCUAAAGAGCAGGCUCACUCCUCAAAUGUGGAGUGUUUUAAAGUCAGCCUGCCUCCACUAGUAAGCUACUGAAAGGACCGUCUGUAGAAAAGGAACAUGCAGAUUUUAUUUACUCAUACAGUGUAUGUAUUUGUGUUUAAACACAAGGAUGGAAAAUAUCUUUAAACUGAGAUGAAAAGCUAUUUGAUGUUAUCCAUAUAGAUAUACUGUUAUACUGGGAGCGAAGAUGAAAUUCUUAUUUUUAGUAUUUUUGGCAGAUGUAGGUAAAUGUGUUGGUUGAUUUACCCAUCCGUUCACUUUAAUUAAAUUCCAGAAAUAUGAUCCCAAGAGGUAUUUCUGGAAAGUUGAACACAGUUUUACUUGUGUUUGAAACUUCUUCAAAUUCUUUUAUACAUUUAACAUAAAUGGAGUGAUCAUUUCCCCUCAUUCCCUUGUAUCUCUAUGCUGCAUCUGAACGUGGUUGCCACAUAUGAAAGGGCCCAAAUGGCUGCUGUUGAAAAUGUAUUGCUGUGGGUUUUGCACAUGUGCGUAAGGCUAAAAUACAAUAGUUGGCAAGGUUCUUUGGUUUAAAUGAUCACAUCCGUGUGUCUGGAGUGCUCAGUUGCAGCUUUCCUUUACACGGAAUGUCUCUUUUCCCUUCCCGUUUGAUCCGAAUGAAUCCUUUAGUGGCUGUGUAGUUGUCGGUGCUCAUAUAGAUGGAAGAGUGACCCAUCUUUUUGCAGUUGCAACUGCAGUUGCAGCGUGAUGGAGAUUUAAAAAAAAAAAAACAACAAAGUUACAGUCACUACAUGACUAAUUUGCAAGUUGAUUUUUACUCUGCUGUCAUAUUUAGAUAUGAUAUUUAAACAUCGAGCGGAUUCUGUUAUAUAUGGAAUAGAAGUCAACUGAUUUGUAGAAUAUAUUGGAUUUUUAUUUUUAAAUAAAAGGGUCUCUUAAACGCUUACUUAACACAAGCCAAAAAAAGUGUUUGUUUUUUUUCUUUUCUUUUAGUUUUAAAAUUCCUGGCCUGAUAAAAGAUAAGUUUUUUUAAUGCACCUGUGCACACCAAACCUAAUAGUGUCCUGAUUGUGGCGUGCUCGUCACUAGCAGCUGAGAACCACCGCAGGUCUGCAAAAACGUUUCAGGAAGCGGUGCUCCUCUUUAGCUGCACGUAUUGAGAGGACACAUCAUUCACCUUGAUUGGCUUAAAAAGGAUCUGGUAGUUUGGGUGACUGACUGAUUAAAGAUCGUACAAAAUUCAAACAGAGAAUAAUUGAACUUGUUUGUUGUGAUGUUUGGAUCGUCUGCAACCCAGGACUAUUUGUUCUGAUACAUUCUUCUACAUCCACAACUGACUUCUCCUUAAUCUGUCAUCUUAUUGAGGAGUGUUUGUUCUCCGAUCAUCAGCAUCAUUGUGUGUGUUAACAAUGCAGUUCUUCUCUGGAAACUGUAACUACAUGUUACUUUCAUUUAGUUUUUGUUUACUGACAGUUAAAAUGUGCACUGUUGUCCUUUUUUCUUUUUCUUUUUUUUUGUAAUUCUUUUAUUGAAUUUAUUCAUCACUCAACCAGAACAAAUGAGCGUUGUGAUGACAAACUCAUUAAUUAAUUUGAUUAAAUUAAUGAAACCCCUUAAA